Molecule: messenger RNA, 833 nt
Organism: Calidris pugnax (ruff)
Lineage: Eukaryota; Metazoa; Chordata; Aves; Charadriiformes; Scolopacidae
Gene: ING5
Product: inhibitor of growth family member 5
Exons: 7
Coding region: 126-767 (213 amino acids)
Biological process (GO): positive regulation of DNA-templated transcription; positive regulation of apoptotic signaling pathway
Cellular component (GO): nucleus
Molecular function (GO): chromatin binding
Source: RefSeq, a predicted model, not a curated record
GAGCGGUGAGGCGCCGGGCGGCGGGGAGGGCCCUGCCCUGAGGAGAAGGGGCGGCGAAAUGGCUGGGCCUUUCUGUUGCAGGCAUCGAGAACCUGCCCUGCGAGCUGCAGCGGAACUUCCAGCUGAUGCGGGAGCUGGACCAGCGGACGGAAGAUAAGAAAGCAGAAAUUGACAGUCUUGCAGCAGAAUACAUCGAAUCGGUGAAGAACAUGUUACCUGAGGAGCGAGUGGAACACCUGAAGAAAAUCCAGAGUGCCUACAGCAAAUGCAAAGAGUACAGUGAUGAUAAAGUCCAGCUGGCCAUGCAGACGUACGAGAUGGUGGAUAAGCACAUCCGCCGGCUGGAUGCAGACUUGGCGCGGUUUGAAGCGGAUCUGAAAGACAAACUGGAAGGCAGCGACUUUGAAAACGCUGGAUCUCGAAGCCUGAAAAAGGGACGAAGUCAGAAAGACAAAAGAGGCUCUCGCGGUCGAGGCAGACGAACGUCUGAAGAAGAUACACCAAAGAAAAAGAAACUCAAAGGAGGAUCUGAGUUUGCUGAUACCAUCCUGUCAGUGCAUCCCUCGGAUGUCCUGGACAUGCCAGUGGACCCCAAUGAACCUACCUACUGCUUGUGUCACCAGGUGUCUUAUGGAGAGAUGAUUGGCUGUGACAACCCGGAUUGCCCAAUUGAGUGGUUCCACUUUGCUUGUGUGGACCUCACCACCAAACCAAAAGGGAAAUGGUUUUGUCCUCGUUGUGUUCAGGAAAGAAAGAAAAAGAAGUAAGGAGUAGAGGGAAAUAAAUCCUCGGAGGCAAGAAGAAUUUAAUAUAUUCCUUCAUUCAUGUUGCAA